This is a messenger RNA of Myxocyprinus asiaticus (Chinese sucker), 6293 nucleotides long. RefSeq names its product adaptor related protein complex 1 subunit gamma 1 (gene ap1g1). The transcript has 23 exons. The coding region runs from base 395 to 2857 and encodes 820 amino acids. The record is from RefSeq and is a predicted model, not a curated record. Gene Ontology annotation, molecular function: clathrin-cargo adaptor activity. NCBI's taxonomy places the organism in Eukaryota, Metazoa, Chordata, Actinopteri, Cypriniformes, Catostomidae. Gene Ontology annotation, biological process: intracellular protein transport; Golgi to vacuole transport; receptor-mediated endocytosis. Gene Ontology annotation, cellular component: AP-1 adaptor complex; membrane coat; Golgi apparatus.
CCCGGAGCUGUCAAGCUGUUCUGUUUCGCGCGCAUUUGGCAGGGUUGACUCUAGGCUGCAUAGGAAGCGGAGCGCACGAGCUAAAGCUAAAGCAGCUCGCGCGUGCACCGGGAAGCCGUCACACAUACUCGCGGCUCACGCAGUAGUACGGCGAACUGUUCCUCGCACUGUGUAUCCACGGGCGAAAUGACGCUAAAAGGUCUGCCCGCCGCGACAUAACAGUUAUACCGCAGUUUCUGAACGUAUCAGUAGGUGUAAAGUACGAAAUGAGCUUUGACUAUGUAAUCCUUCGUCAAAUCAACGCUCAGUUUGAGGCCUGACUGGAUUUCAGUCAUUUAGCAACGGAUACACGCAGCACUCCAUUCACUGAUACUACGCAGGACUAAAAGAGAGGAUGCCAGCUCCGAUCAGACUGCGGGAGCUCAUCCGGACAAUCCGGACGGCACGAACCCAGGCCGAGGAGCGUGAGAUGAUCCAGAAAGAGUGUGCUGCCAUUAGGUCAUCUUUUAGAGAAGAGGACAACACAUACCGCUGUAGAAAUGUGGCUAAACUGCUUUAUAUGCACAUGUUGGGCUACCCGGCACACUUUGGCCAGCUGGAGUGCCUGAAGCUGAUUGCAUCACAAAAGUUCACAGACAAGCGGAUAGGGUACCUGGGAGCCAUGCUGCUCCUAGAUGAGAGGCAGGAUGUCCACCUAUUAAUGACAAACUGCAUCAAGAAUGACCUGAACCACAGUACACAGUAUGUGCAGGGACUGGCUUUGUGCACUCUGGGCUGCAUGGGCUCAUCUGAAAUGUGCCGUGACUUAGCUGGAGAAGUGGAGAAGCUCCUCAAAACAUCAAACUCCUAUCUGAGGAAAAAGGCAGCACUGUGUGCGGUGCAUGUCAUCCGCAAGGUCCCGGAGCUGAUGGAGAUGUUCUUGCCGGCAACAAAAAACCUGCUCAGUGAGAAAAAUCAUGGAGUUCUUCACACGUCUGUUGUUUUGCUCACUGAAAUGUGUGAGCGAAGUCCUGACAUGCUCUCGCACUUCAGGAAGCUGGUUCCACAACUGGUACGAAUCCUGAAGAACCUGAUCAUGUCAGGGUAUUCCCCCGAGCAUGAUGUGUCUGGCAUCAGUGACCCUUUCCUGCAGGUGCGGAUAUUGAGGCUACUGAGAAUUCUGGGAAAGGGUGACGAUGAUUCUAGUGAAGCUAUGAAUGACAUUCUUGCACAGGUUGCAACAAACACAGAGACAAGUAAAAAUGUAGGCAAUGCUAUUCUCUAUGAAACGGUUCUUACUAUUAUGGACAUUAAAUCUGAGAGCGGUCUAAGGGUUUUAGCUAUUAAUAUUCUGGGUCGCUUUCUUCUCAACAAUGACAAAAACAUCAGAUAUGUGGCAUUGACAUCUCUACUGAAGACCGUGCAGACAGACCACAAUGCUGUACAGAGGCAUCGAAGCACUAUUGUGGACUGCUUGAAAGACCUUGAUGUGUCCAUUAAAAGGCGUGCAAUGGAGUUGAGCUUUGCCCUGGUCAACGGCAACAACAUCCGGGGCAUGAUGAAAGAGCUGCUGUAUUUCCUGGACUCCUGUGACCCUGAGUUCAAAGCCGACUGCGCAUCGGGGAUCUUCCUGGCUGCUGAGAAGUACGCCCCCUCCAAAAGAUGGCACAUAGACACCAUUAUGAGGGUUUUGACAACGGCGGGAAGUUAUGUCCGGGAUGACUCUGUGCCAAACCUCAUUCAGCUAAUUACAAACAGUGUAGAGAUGCAUGCAUACACUGUACAGAGACUCUACAAAGCCCUCCUGGAUGACAUCUCACAGCAACCUCUAGUACAGGUGGCAUCCUGGUGCAUAGGAGAGUAUGGCGACCUGUUGGUCUCAGGCCAGUGUGAGGAAGAGGAGCCGAUUCAGGUUUCAGAAGAUGAGGUCUUAGAUGUUUUGGAGGGUCUUCUUGUCUCUAACUUGUCCACCCCUGUAACGAGAGGUUACUCCCUGACUGCUAUCAUGAAGUUGUCCACCCGUUUCAGCAGUGUGAAUCGAAUCAAAAAGGUGGUGUCGAUAUAUGGCAGUAGCAUAGAUGUAGAGCUGCAGCAGAGAGCUGUGGAAUACAAUGCACUUUUCAAAAAAUAUGAUCACAUGAGGCCUGCAUUACUAGAGCGAAUGCCUAUCAUGGAAAAAACAGCCACAAACGGCCCAGCAGAGAUUGUGCAGACCAAUGGAGAAACAGAAUCAACCAUACUGGACACAAAACAUCUGCCCAACAUCACUCAACCAGCCAGUCAGGCAAAUGAUUUAUUAGACUUGCUUGGAGGUAAUGAUGUGGUACCUGUUAUCCCAACAACUGUUCCCACAAAACCUGCAUCAGCUGGAGGAGAACUGCUUGACCUGCUGGGAGACCUCUCACUGACCGGCGAUCCAACCCCCACCCCUGCUGCUCCUUCUAUACCCAUGUCCCAGCCCCCUUUCCUUUUGGACGGUCUCACCUCACAGCCCCUCUUCAAUGACAUUGCAGCGGGCAUUCCGCCAAUGACAGCGUACAACAAAAAUGGCCUGAAAAUAGAGUUCACUUUUGAGAGGUCCAACCCCAGUCCCAAUAUUGCAGUAAUCACCAUCCAUGCCUCCAAUUCCACGGAGGCUGACAUGACAGACUUUGUGUUCCAGGCUGCAGUACCAAAGACAUUCCAGCUGCAGCUUCUUUCCCCCAGCAGUAAUGUAGUUCCAGCACUCAACCAGGGAAACGUCACACAGGUCAUCAGGGUUCUCAACCCACAGAAGCAACAGUUGAGAAUGCGGAUCAAGCUGACGUACACUCACAAAGGCUCUCCUGUUCAAGACCUGGCCGAGGUCAACAAUUUCCCCCCUCAGUCCUGGCAGUGAUUUGCUACCCCCUCUCAAUCUUAAAGACCCCCAGCAAGGGAACUAUGGGAAAGAUAUCCCCUCCCCAUUCCCAAAUGAUCCCCCAUGAUGUCACCACAGAUCGCUGCCCUGGGGUUGCAUGGGAAGUAGUGGAAUCUUCCAGAAACAGUCGAGAGUUGAUGGUAUGAAGACUAUGAUGAUGAUGAUUAUUACAGCGACAAUGAUGAAGCAAAAUCACGAAUAUCUGAAUACAUAUCUUUUCACAUUUUUUGCCCAACUGUCUUUCUUCUUUGGGGUUAGUGCAACAUGUCCAUACUCACACUUGCACUUAGCAUUGUGCACUCUCUCUCACUUAUACUCUUAUUGCAGUGCACUCCCUCACAUACAGUCACCCACUCUGGCUCACCCUGCCGCCUAGGGUCCAUACAUGGAAAAGUCACUCAUGGCCACUAUAGAAAGGAGCUGCUUGGUAUGAGCAUUGGUUUGAUUUGUCUUUUUUGUUUGAUUUUUUUCCAUGUUUUUAAUCUUGUUAAUGGGUUUUGGUGUAUUUUAAGAAACAAAAAACUGAUUGAAUGAAUUGCAAAGUCUGAGCAUUUGCACCUUAAGCAUUUCAGAAUCAAGAGGAAAAUGGGUUGUGACGGCGCCUUAAAUUAUCAUUGUACAUGGCAUUUCUUAAUUUUCCUAUUAAGAUGUCUUUACUGAUUUAAUGUCCUGUAAUAAAGUAUACCAGAUGAAUGCUCCGGAUACAAGCUAUGUUGUGGCUGUACCAUAUUUCAUAUGACAUCAUCUGUCUUCUUGCCUGUCAAAUGUUCUCUAACGGAUUUGUCCAGAAGCGUUUGACUUCAUCACAUGAAUCAUCAUGAACUGGCAAGUUAAUACAGCUCAAAAUGUGCUUUUUUAUAUAUAGUAUAUUUAGACAGGACUGCUCAUAAAUGUCAGGUAGUGACAAUAAAACGUUAUCUGGCGGCUGAGAAAAUGAGGAACAAGUUUGAGAGAGCAUGUUUGUUACUGUUAAAAGAAUAUUCCGGGUCCAAUACAUGUUGAGAUCAAUCGACAACAUGUGGGGCAUAAUGUUGAUUUAUAAAAAAAUUUUAAAAAAUUUGAGGCUACUGUGAUGCACUUACAAUGGAAAUGAAUUGUGCCAAUAUUUGGAGGGUUUAAAUGCGACGCUUAUAAUUACAUGUAAGCAAUUACAUUUCUUCUGUUAAAACUUGUGUUAUUUGCACUGUAAAGUUGUUUAAAUAGUCGUUUUCACAGUUGUUUUAGGGUUUAAAUGUUGUUAAAUUGGAUGUAGCUUUACACAGAAAAGGUUAGUAACAGAUUUUAUCACUAAAAUGUUAACACACACUGUUUGUCUUGUGGCUAAACGUUUGAUACAGUGAGAAUUUUAACGUUUUUUUUUUAUCAGCCCCGUUCACUUCCAUCGUAAGUGCCUCACUCUAACCCGAGUUGUAUUUUAUUUAUUUUUUAAAGAAAAGGAGGCCCAAUUCUAAAUUAAUUUUGUGGUAGUCAACAUUACGCCACAAAUGCUGUCGAUUGAACUUGUAUUAAACCCGGUAUAUUCCUUUAAUGUUGAUUAGAUCAUUUUUCAGUUAUAUAAUAAUCACGGUCUUGUAUCCAUCAAACUGGACACUAUUUCCCCCUCCAGACCCCUUAAUUUGGCAUAUAGUUAUUUUGUUAGCCUCUAUUCUUCACUGAAUGCAUUCUUGUAUUGUUUUUAAAUAUUGAAAUAAGUUAUAUAGAAUAAAAUAGCAUUCUUCAUCCAUUUUAAAGGAUUGAAACCUAUUAAAAUUAGUAGCUGGACAGUGAUUUCAAUUUAAGUGAUUUCUCACUAAAUUAACUAAAAUAAAUGUCCAGUGAUGUAAAUUGUUGCAGUCAUAACGAGGAUAAGUUCAGCAUAGAUGCUGUGAAUUUAGAUGUAUGAAAAUUAAGGCCUUUCUGAAUGUAGUUACAUGCACUGAAUGGACCUUUUUUUUUUUUCUUUUGUUUGACUUUAAAGGUGGUUUUUUUUUUUUUCUGCAGUGAUUUAAAGUACAGAAUUAUUGCCUGAUUUAAAACCAUGUGCCUUUUGUCAUAACUGGUGAAAAGAAACCCCUCAGACAUCUGCAAGACGAGCAUAUACCGUUACAUGAAGCAAACAUGUCUAAAGAAGAGAGGACCUUUUUUUUUUUUUUGUUAUUUCACCUGAUUUCUCACUCAGAGGGCAUCCUGUUGAUGCAAGUCCUUGUUUAUGUGUGGGUCCCGGGCUGUCUCUUUUUGCAGCUUCCAAAGGCAGUUAAAAACAUUAACCUGAAUAUAUACCUCACAUUUGUCUUUCUCUUUCUUCAAGUCGCCUCAGUUGAAAACCUUAGCUUCCGUACACUCACAUCAUUACUUACAGACUCCGAUGCUCUCUCACUGCUCUUCAUUUUAGUUUUUAUCUUCAUCACAUCAUUUGCAUUCAUUAUGCUACACUGAAGUCUGGUGACCAAAUCAAGAGAAUGUUCUUUGGGCUUGGGAAAUAUAUAUUUUUUUUAGCUAUGUAUAUGGAGAAAAAUGAUUUCAUUCUAUUAGAUUUUUUGUCUUUUGUUGCAAUUCUUGAUGAUGCUUUCUUGGCUUUUUCUGUACAUAUUGAUGGCUUUUAGAAUGCAUCAUCUGUUUCUUUUCAUCCCUUUUUUUUAAGAGAUCAUUUUUGAAAUCUUCCUUCCAGGACUGCACAGUGUAUAAUGUUUGAAGCUCUCCCUCAGAAGUCUAAUUCAACAACUUGCCGGUUUGAUCGUUUAUUGGAAAGAAAAUGUACUAUGUGCUGCCUGUAUAUUGUAUAUAAUUGUAAAAUGCAUCAUAAAGAUAAAAUCAAAUAAAAAUCCCAUUUGAAGACCUAUGAAAUUCAGUUAAGGGGCUGUAGACAUUAUUUACUGUGCACGUGAUCUUGAGUUCACAUUCUUUUGGAGUACAUUGGUGGAUUACAGUCAUGUGGUUAUACUACUGAAAGAACUGAAAUGCUACAAGGACACAGAUAGUUGUCCAUCCUCCAGAAGAGCUUUAGUUGAAUUUUCUCAUUCUAUCCAGUUACUUAAAAACAAUAAUGGGAUUUUAAAGGUUUAGUUAAUAAAAAAUAAAAAAUAAUUCUGUCCUUAACUCGCACUGUUGUUGUUCCAAGCCUGUAUGACUUUCUUUCCUCCCUGUAACGCAAAAGAAAAUGUUAGCCUCAGUCACCAUUCACUUUCAUUGUAUGGGGAAAAAGAUGCAACGAAAGUAAAUGGUGACUAGCAUCUCCUUUUGUGGUACAUUUAAGAAAUUACGUCAAACAGGGCUGAAACAACAUGAGAGUGAGGAAAUUGUCUUUUUUUUUUUUGUUUGUUUUUUGGCUGAACUAUCCCUAUAAUGUCAAAAUUGAUUUUGGUGAUUUCAUACAUCAGUGUUCAUGCAUCCUUAAAUGUUAAGUACAGCUUCAAUAAUAAAUGAUUGAAGACCCCAA